GUUGAAGCUCAAACUGCUGUCCGCUGUCCCGCACGACAUCCAAUUUCUACAGUGCAGCACUCAAGGAUCGCCAGUCUGAAGUACGUUCCAGCAAUGGCAUCCCGAGCCAAAACCUUGUCAAUAUGCCAGCAAUGUCUACGGACCGCUGCACGCGGACAGAGUCCUCUAGCCCUCCCAUCCUCUUCAUAUAGAAUGUUCCUCCGCGCAGCAUCCUCCACGACGACACCACCCCCCAACAGCAAAGGGCCCAUCGUCCUCGAACAACCAGACAAAUUCCGUCCACCGUCGCAUCCUUCGCGACUCGCAGCCCGCCGGCGACCCGCGGCGUACAACCAGGGUUCGACGGAGCAGGAGAAAGAACAUCAGAAGACGAGAACGUACCCUCACAUGUUCCCCGAAAAGGGUUCAUUUAUGCACUGGUUUCUGACGGACCGGUGGAUUCAUAUUUGGAUUACCAUGGGUACAUUGACGAUUCUGGCAUUCAUCACCCUUACACAAACAUUCCUCAAGACAUCGCCCUACGCGCAUCUCAUGCCGCCUGUCUCCAGCCUGCCCUUCCACCCCAUCACGUACGUCAAGGAGUCUCUAUCCGUAAUCAAGUUGCACAUCGACUACACUACAGCCCAAACGAAUGAGUCCCGCCAACAAAAGAUUCGGGACGCACAGAAACGGCGACUGUACCGCCGCGCACAUGGCAUGGAGGAUCUGAAUGCUGAGGAGGAGCAGGGAAUUGAUGUUAGGGGUUUGGUGCCCUGGGAUGACGGGUUGACUGUCAAGGAGCGCGAAGCGGGUGGGCGAGAUAUGCCGAUUACGGGCAGGGAUGUGAUUGCUGGAGGUGGGAAGGUUGGUGAUGAUGUAACUGAGUUUGCGAGACGGAUCAAACAACGACAAAGCGAGAAGGGGAAGGAGGAGGUGGAGGCAGAGGUGCAGCAAACGGAGACGCAACCGCCACCACAAGAGAAGAGGAAGAGGAAGUUGUGGUUGGGGAUAUGGUGAGCAUCGUGCGGUUACAAGACAGCAAGUUGGCAGCGGCCAUGUUCAUCAUUCAUGUCGGGAAGUGCAGUACAGCCUAAAGCAUGAUACGACACUACUGAAGCGCAAA
Molecule: messenger RNA, 1102 nt
Organism: Exophiala viscosa
Lineage: Eukaryota; Fungi; Ascomycota; Eurotiomycetes; Chaetothyriales; Herpotrichiellaceae
Exons: 2
Coding region: 94-996 (300 amino acids)
Source: RefSeq, a predicted model, not a curated record